ACAUCCUGGUAAUUAUUAUAACUGUUGACUUGUUUAUUUUUUGUUAAUGGUUACAAAUUUGCAAGUAGUCCCACACAAAAAAAAACAAGGACCAAAACAGUUGGUACGAAAUAACUUUUAGUUAUGGUACAAAAUGACUUUUUGCAAUGGUACGAAACAACCUAAUUAGGUAAAAACAACUAAAUUAGGUACGAAACAACCAAUUAAUUUGAUUAGGUACGAACUGACUAUGACUUCCAUUGGUCGAUAACAUCUGUUCACAUUUCGUCAAUACCACAUUCAUUGUUUGUGUGUUCAUAUACAAAUCUUCUGCCGAUUAAACGGUUUUCUCAACGGUUAAAUGAACGAAAAUGCUCGGUUUUAUUUCUAACGUCAUUCACCGAACGUCAGGGAAUAAACUUGUGGCAAAAGUGACUCCUCUGGGGCGUAAACAUGAAGUGGAGAAUAAGGUCAGAUGAACGACAAACAUUCAGACGACGUUUUAGAAUGUUGUGGGGGUUAAUUGUCGUCAUUACAUGCUGUAAUUUCGCCAUAAUGAAUUACUUCAUUUAUGACUUUCGCCACAAGCAGACGAACACCGUGUCUUCACCGGAGAAAUUGAGGGCGCUUCUUAAUUCUGACGUCACUGUUCAUCACGGACCGAUUCCCUAUCAUUUCCGGUACGAUAUUAAUCAGAUUCCAACAUGUAACAAUUCCAUCGAACUUCUAAUUUUUGUAUUUAGCUCCCCUUACAAUGAACGGUUUAGAAAUGCUAUAAGGACAAGUUGGGCAUCAAAGUCUUACUCUGUCGAAUUCAAUGCCAAAGUUUUGUUUUUGUUUGGGAUGGACCCACACGAAGGAAACAACAGUGUGGUGGAGUCUGAAAACGAGCGACAUCACGAUGUGGUUCGAGCAAACUUCGUGGACAGUUACGAAAACCUGACGCUGAAGAGUUUAGCCAUGUUGAACUGGGUGUUGACGUACUGUCCCAGCACCAAGUAUCUGUUAAAGUCUGACGAUGAUGUGUAUGUUAACAUCCCUGUUCUUCUUACCAAGCUUGGGAAAUUCGAAUCUUCAGAACAAAAGUUCCUGAUAGGACGAAUACAGCCGGUGAUACCGGUACCUCGAGAAGACGACAUUCCAAAGCCAAAAGCAAAAUGGAUUAUGUCGAGAAAGGAAUAUAGUGAAGAUCUAUAUCCCGCGUAUCUGAUUGGUAGCGCAUAUGCAAUGACUCGCGCAUCAGUACCAGACUUGUAUGCGGCCAGCAUGGAAGUACACUAUAUCAAAAUGGAAGAUGUUUUUCUCACUGGUCUGUGUGCUAACAAGGCGGGUAUUCGACGUAUACACAUGGACUGUUUGGAAACAAUAAGGUCAUGUAAACUAAGAUCCCAAGCUUUCAGCAAAGACAGCCUGUCACCUCGGUUAAUUAAAAUAUUGCAUUUCCGUAUCCAGUACGUUCCGGACCACUGCAAAAAGGCUUAAUACUAGUAGUCAGAAUAUGAAUUCGUGCCUGCCGUCGUAUCAGUUACCUCCCCUGGUGAAAAACACGUCUGGUGCAAUCGUGCAAGCCAUUUGUGUAUUGUGUAUUGGUUUCUUUAGCGAAUGUUUGACACUGCGUCCACAAACAAAAAAUCAGUUUCGUCUCCAUGAUAAUCUGUCCUACGAAUGUACUCUUAUUUUUAAAAACAAAAAUGUAUGUAUUAAGAGUAAAAUUGCAGGAACAGUUGACGUUUGAUAAUUGCUUGUACGUGUAUGCAUUAUAUUACAUUCAAAUUCUGUAUCUGUUCAGUCUGGAUAAUCUGUUAAUCAUCUACUGACAAUUAUUCAUAAGAAAAGAAUUAAAACUCGGGGGGGGGGGGGGGGGGACCCGAAAAGAUUGCUAGACAUCAGAAUUGUUAUGUUCGUUUUCCUAAAAUGUCUGUUUAUAUUGGUUCUCGAGAAUUUCAUUUUGUAAUUUGUCUUAAAAUAUUUAAAAUAUUUUUACAAAUUAUUUAUAAGUACAUGUUUUGUUGAACAACAUACAUAUUUUGAUAAAACACCACUUUUGAUUGCAUUUUAAAAUGUUUUUAUUUAUUUUUCUUCGUUUUCUUUUCUUUCUUCUUUUCUGUUUUAAUAGGGGGGGGGGUUUAAGUGUUUAAAGGUAUGAUCCUGUUACAACUUUCUGUUAAAAAAUUCUAAAACUUCGUUUCUUCCAUGAAAUAGUAAAAACAGAUUAUAUUUGAUCAGUGAAAUUAACAUAUUUCUGAGCAUAUAAUCGCCAACAAACUCGUUAGAUACGCUAUAACUCAAAAUGUUCUACUUUCAACUGGAGACAACAAACGUUUACGUUCAUAAUCUUUUGAACGGUUUUGAAUUGUCACACAACUUUGAUGAUUCAAUAGUGUGUGUUUCUGAAACAUAUUUUGAAAAGAGCAGUAUCAUUAAAAUUGUGGUGCACGGCAAACGGUUAUGUCAAGACACUGCCAUGGA
Gigantopelta aegis is the source of this 2448-nucleotide messenger RNA. RefSeq names its product beta-1,3-galactosyltransferase 5-like. The record is from RefSeq and is a predicted model, not a curated record. Gene Ontology annotation, cellular component: membrane. Gene Ontology annotation, molecular function: hexosyltransferase activity. The transcript has 2 exons. The coding region runs from base 433 to 1461 and encodes 342 amino acids. Lineage: Eukaryota; Metazoa; Mollusca; Gastropoda; Neomphalida; Peltospiridae.